This is a messenger RNA of Oncorhynchus keta (chum salmon), 3365 nucleotides long. RefSeq names its product centromere protein L-like. The coding region runs from base 806 to 1783 and encodes 325 amino acids. The record is from RefSeq and is a predicted model, not a curated record. The transcript is spliced from 5 exons. Lineage: Eukaryota; Metazoa; Chordata; Actinopteri; Salmoniformes; Salmonidae.
UAGCGUUAUAAAAAAAAGAUUGCUCACCGAGCUGUUGGUCAGCGACCGAGGAAAUCAGACCGUAUCAAAACAGCAGCUGCUUAACCAAAACUAGCUCUCAAAAACUCUUAAAUUAGUCGGUAUUCUGCCUUCUGUACACUACAGUUUUCAGCGAUUAGCUUCGCAGAAGAAUAGCCCAUGUGAAUUUACAAUCCCAAUGCUGUGUUUUAAUGUCGGUCAUCACUGGCUUUCGAAAUAAAUGGUCAUUUCAUCAGCGAGAAAGGCUAAAAAUAAAAAAUAUACUGUAACUUGCACAGAAAGAAAAGUUACCGUAUACUUUUGCACAGAUCCAUACGGCUAUCGGUGCCUCUAGACCAAUAUUGGACAAAAUGAGUUUAUUCCUUAGUCAAAUUACCUUACAUGUUCUAUUUAAAGGGCGAAUUGGCUCUGAAAGCCAACACAGACAAAUAUUACAUCUAAAUGUGAAUUGAAUCUCAAUUGCGGUACUGUUUUACAAACACAAAUCCCUCUACUUUCAUCACAAUUUCACAAAUAAAAUAAACACUUACUGCACACUGUUUUUAACACCAGUUGCAGUAAAGUAUAUUUCAGUGACUACACCUCGCGUCUUUCAUCUGUUUACACAGGUGUUUGGAGAUGCAGAUUGCGAGAGCGCAAGUAGUCCACUCUUGUCUGUUUUCUUUAAACACGCGCUGUGACAUGGAACAAUGGCAGUGUGGGAACACUAACCUUAUUAAUAAGUAUUGUAAAGACCCCACUCAACAAUGUCUUGGCACAACGAAGGAGCAAGAGUUACAGGCGAUCCAUGCGAAGCUGCGUUGAAGCAAAUAAUCUGGGAUACACAUCAGGCCAUCUGACAGCUCUAAGAAUACCAAGAAGUAGAAGAACUCCAAAAUCACGUGAUAUCACAAAACAGGUUGACCCAGACCAAGUGGCACUCCUGGUUACGAAAGAAUGGGAGCUGUCGUACGUCACACCUUUGUACCAGUUCAGACACACUCAGUUGAAAUCCUAUUCAAAGCAUCUAUCAGCUUUCAUUGUAUCAGAGAAGCAACAGGGCCUGGCGAUUGAAGUUGGCCAGGAAUUGGGCUUCAAGGUCAAUUUCUCGGUGGUCCUUGGGUUGGCAGAGACGGAUGAAGAUGCUGAGACGGUUUUCAUACAGAUUCUCUCCAGACAAGCGUUUGCUGCAAAAGAUGAUGCUCAGAAGGUUGUGUGGAGUGGCUGGCUGACCUGCGUCAACGGUGACUUAGAGUAUCUACGAUCGCUACCAUCAGAAUUUGUCAGUUUGCCUUUGCUCUGUACCAGGGGACCAGGGUCUCUCACAGUUUUGGUCAAAUCCUGGUUUGAAAAGACAUUUGACUGUUGCUUUGGCCCUCUUGGUAUCAACUCUGCCAACCUCCAGUGGCUCGCAGCUCUGUGGAUUGGGUGCCACCCCACCAUCAACAUCCAAUACCUGAAACUGGUUUGGACCCUUCCAACACUACCCCCUAUGGAUGUUAAGUACACCAUCCACCCACAAGAUGCCUGGGAGCUUUGGGACAGUGUGCGGCAGGAUGACACAACAGAUGUCAGCAUCGAGGAGGUCACCAGGUUCAUCAAAGGGCUGCAGUCACACUUCUUCAGGCACUUCAGGAUAGAAUUGUCCGCUGGGUCACUGAUGCAGGUCUCCACGGCUUUGGGUUCUUCUCACCAUAGUGGAAAAAUCAAGAUUGCAAGCCCUACCUACAUCACCACCAUCCUGCAGCUGCUGACAGAAUGUGCCCUCCUGAAGAUGCCCAUCUAAUCAACAUUUGCAUGUAAACCUCACAAUUACUGUCCAUAUGAAAUUAAACUGUUUGACAUUUAUAUUCCUGUAAAUAGCAUAAGUACCUGUAUUGUAUGAAAAGGCAAGUGCAUACAUUACAAAAUAACAAUUCCUGCUGCAUCUUUUCUCUAUAGAUAUUAUUCAUUACAAGCUAAAAGUGUAGACAUAAUUGUGCUACCGGGGGUGAUUUGUGGCCAAUAUACCAUGGCUAAGGGCUGUUCUUAGGCGCAGUGCAGAGUGCCUGGAUACAGCCCGUAGCCGUGGUAUAUUGCCAAUAUACCACAUACACCUGAGGUACCUUAUUGCUAUUAUAAACUGAGUACCAAUGUAAUUAGACCAGUAAAAAUAAAUGUUUUGUCAUAACUGUGGUAUAAAGUCUGAUAUACCAUGGCUUUCAGCAUUCAUGGCACAAACCACCCAGUUUAUAAUUUAUUAUAUAAUCAGGUUUGAGACAUGGUAAAUCCAUUGCCAUUAAGUAACUUGGGCAGAAGUUCUCCUAUAUAUAUAUAUAUACACACACACACUCCUUUCCAGAUAUACAGUACAGUGAAUCAAGUGGCUAAGUGAAAACUAACAAAGCCUAGUUUCCCAGAGAACUAGCCUUGUAAUUCCUGUGCAGUGAUUUCCUAAAUGGUUCAAAUACAGAUUGUUUUUUGAGCUUAUUAAAGUUGGAAAUAAAAAAUGUUUUUAUUAACAGAAUGGGUUAUUUUGUCAGUACACAGACAAAUCCAAAACAGUUAAUAUGGGUAAAAUGCCACGUGUUUUAUCAAGGCUUAUAGCUCAUAAAGAGAUCUCAGACCUUCAGCAGAAAUUAAGCAUCCCUCAUCUUUCUUCCUAAACAUUUUCCCCCAAAACGCUUCCAUACUUAUGCGUGAAUGAGGGACAUUCAUUUCAGAAGGUAGCAAUUUCUCUACCACUGAAUGACCGAUAAAGGCUAAUAAUGACUUGUGAGCAGAUGACACAUUUGGGUGAUAUACAUACGCAUAGAGUUUCAGCAGAACACAUGAUGAAAUAUGUUUAUGCUCAAUGGUAACAUGGGAUUUAUAUAGACAUUAAAAUGCUUAAGAGUAUCACGGCAAAGCUGGUGGGUUUUAGUGCCUUAGCCCCUUUUAAAACAGGCUUUGGGUUUUUGCAUUGGAUUAGUCUAUUUCUUCUGCGAUUAACAGCGGCUGAGCUGGAGCUGUGUUUGUGAGACAAGACAGUUCUCACAAAAAUGUCUAAAGUCUGAACGGUUUGACUACAAACGUAUGACUCCACUAUGAAACUCUUGAGAUACCUACAAACAUGCACUGUUUUGCUCACAAGCCAAAAGAGUCGUUAGAAGGUAAAGGCUCUUCUACAUUGAUUGGACAUCCCAGAACAUAGUGUCUAUAAUACUGUGAUAAGCUCACAGUUGCUGCCACAAAUCCCACACAGCUGUCACUGAAUAGUUGGAUAUUUAUUUCCAACUGAGAAAACCAUUUCUAUACUUACAGCAAUUUUAUAAAUUCCUUUUCUAUAAGGUUCUUGCUUGCUGAACCUUGUUUUCAUUGACAUUUGUGAAUAAAACUCAUAAAUGCAA